Molecule: messenger RNA, 211 nt
Organism: Python bivittatus (Burmese python)
Lineage: Eukaryota; Metazoa; Chordata; Lepidosauria; Squamata; Pythonidae
Source: RefSeq, a predicted model, not a curated record
AGGGCCAAGGCCAAGACGCGCUCCUCCCGCGCCGGGCUGCAGUUCCCCGUCGGCCGCGUGCACCGGCUGCUGCGCAAGGGUAACUACGCGGAGCGCGUCGGCGCCGGCGCCCCGGUCUACCUGGCCGCGGUGCUGGAGUACCUGACGGCCGAGAUCCUGGAGCUGGCGGGCAACGCGGCCCGCGACAACAAGAAGACGCGCAUCAUCCCGC